CGAAGCGCAGUGAUAGUCGCUGCUUAAACCUUCCCCUUUGUUAAACCCUCUUUAUCUCCUCCUAAGCCUGUCCACUCUUCACUAAGUCUCUGAAACGGAAGAGUGAAAAAGCCAUGGCCGUGGACAAGGACAAGCUUCAAGAAGAAGCCUUCAUUGUCCGUUUCUGUAAAAUUAUUCUUGGCUGGGACUAUUUUCGCCUCCUCAAAUUAUCUAACAAAAAAGGCGAAGACAAGGCAAAGUCGGCUCUAAAAGAAGUGAAGGAUAAGUACAAUGAUGUCGAUGAUUACUUGGCCACUUUCGAGCCGCUUUUAUUCGAGGAAGUUAAAGCUCAGAUCGUUCAGAGAAAAGAUGAGGAGGAAGUGACUGAUUGGAAGCUGAGGUUGGUCAUGGAAUUCAAUGAGGCCGAUGGAUUUUACUUACCUGCCAUUACUUACGAAGCAGGGGAGGAAGAAUCAAUAUCGCAGAAUGACCUUUUGCUGCUUUCAAAAGAGGAGUUUAAAGUAGGUAGCAAAAAACUCCCAACAACAUAUGCAUUUGCAUUGGUGGAGCAUAGACAAAAGAAUACGCUUAGACUCAGAAUGUAUUUAGCUGGAGAGUUCACACAAGUAAAUCCUGAUGUUGAAAAAAGUUCUGCAAGGUUGAUGCGUAUGCAGGCUCUUAUCACUUCUACUGCUACUGCAGUGGAGAAACGUUUGUUCAGCAUAAAGGUUUGUAGUUUAUCAACUAUUGCGCGAGAAUAUAUAGCUCUGUGUUCAGUUGGUUUUCUCCCUUUCAAGGAUUUAAUACUUAAAGCUGCGGAAAGAGAUUCUGGUUCUGAAGACCAAGCCUGGAAAAUAUCUGAAUCCCUUCAUGAUUAUUUUAAGGAGAAUCUCAACAACUCUCAACAGGAAGCUAUACAUGCGGGUCUAUCUCGUAAAGCAUUUGUCUUGAUACAGGGGCCACCUGGAACAGGGAAGACACAGACCAUCCUUGGUCUCCUGAGUGCUAUUUUGCAUGCAACUCCAGGAAGAAUGCACUCUAAGGGUGGAUUGCUUGAACUAAAGUGUGGACCAGAACUACCCAUUGAAGAAAAAUACAAGCAUUGGGGACGAGCUUCUCCAUGGUUAAUGAGUGGCAAUCCCAGGGAUCUUAUCAUGCCUAUUGAUGGUGAUGAUGGUUUCUUUCCCACCACUGGAAAUGAGAUGAAACCAGAAGUUGUUAAUUCCAGUCGGAAAUACCGGUUAAGGGUGCUGGUAUGUGCACCGUCGAAUUCUGCUCUUGAUGAGAUUGUUUUUCGCCUUUUAAAAACUGGUGUUCGGGAUGAAAAUGUUCGUGCAUAUACUCCUAAAAUUGUUCGCAUUGGUCUUAAACCACACCAUUCUGUAGAGGCAGUCUCUCUGGAUUACCUUGUUAAUCAAAAGCGGGAUUUGGUUGACGAUAAUAAGCAGAAACAAUCUUCCUCGGCAAGGGAGGAUCUAGACAGUAUUCGUGCUGCAGUUUUAGAUGAGGCUGUUAUUGUGUUCUCCACUCUCAGCUUCAGUGGUUCAGCAUUGCUUUCUAAACGGAAUUCCGGUUUCGAUGUUGUUAUAAUAGAUGAAGCCGCUCAAGCUGUAGAAGCUGCUACUCUUCUUCCUUUGUCCAGUGGCUGCAAACAAGUAUUUCUGAUAGGUGAUCCAGUUCAAUUACCAGCUACUGUAAUUUCGCCUGUUGCUGAGAAACAUGGCUAUGGCACAAGCUUGUUCAAGAGAUUUCAGAGGGCUGGUUAUCCUGUAAAGAUGCUGAAGACCCAGUAUCGUAUGCAUCCUGAGAUAAGAAGUUUCCCUUCAAAGGAGUUCUAUGAUGAGGCAUUAGAAGAUGGCUCAGAUGUUCAAGAUCGAACUACUCGUGAAUGGCACAAAUACCGCUGCUUUGGACCAUUUUGCUUUUUUGAUAUACAUGAAGGGAAAGAGUCGCAACCCUCAGGAAGUGGGUCCUGGGUAAAUAAUGAUGAGAUUGAAUUUGUUCUUGCUAUGUAUAGUAAGUUGAUAACCAUGUACCCAGCACUUAAGUCAAGCUCUCAAUUUGCAAUUAUAAGCCCUUAUAGACAUCAAGUGAAGCUUUUGCAAGAGAAAUUUCAGGAAACGUUUGGGGUUGAUUCGAAAAAGGUUGUGGAUAUCGGUACCAUUGAUGGUUUCCAGGGACGGGAAAAGGAUGUUGUAAUAUUUUCUUGUGUUAGGGCAAGCAAAGAUAGAGGCAUAGGCUUUGUGGCUGAUUUUCGGCGAAUGAACGUUGGGAUCACCCGAGCAAAGUCUUCUGUACUGGUUGUAGGUUCAGCAUCAACACUGAAGAGGGAUGAGCAUUGGAGCAACCUAGUAGAAAGUGCCGAGAAGCGAGACUGUCUCUUUAAGGUAGGGAAGCCAUAUGCAUCAUUCUUGAAUGAUGAAUAUCUGGAGUCGAUGAAGGCUGUUACCAAGGAUGCACAAAUGGUGGAUGAAAUGGACGAUGAGGAAACUAAUGUGCCCUACAAUACGGGCGGAGCCGAUCAAGCACCGGUGGAAGACAAUGACUAUGGAGAAGGAUACGGAGAUGGAGACGUGGGGGGUUAUGAUGAUGACUAAACACAACUUUC
Hibiscus syriacus is the source of this 2587-nucleotide messenger RNA. Its product is annotated as probable helicase MAGATAMA 3. Gene Ontology annotation, molecular function: helicase activity. The coding region runs from base 114 to 2576 and encodes 820 amino acids. NCBI's taxonomy places the organism in Eukaryota, Viridiplantae, Streptophyta, Magnoliopsida, Malvales, Malvaceae. The record is from RefSeq and is a predicted model, not a curated record. The transcript has 20 exons.